GGACUAGGAUUUGGGAGAGCCGGAAAAGCUGUGUUGAGAUCCGAAGGAGAAACUGCGGAUUCCCGGAUCGUUUCUGCGUCAGAGCGACGGUGGGACUGAACCGACACCACCUGUGUGGAUUCAGUAAGGGAGCCGAGUUAUCUGUGUAGGAGACGUGUGUGUGAGCUUGGCUCUGUGACGAUGUGGAAAGCAGCAGCAGGACAGAAUGUUAAAGUGGCUGUAGACGACGGUGGAGAUGACUGGGAGACCGACCCAGACUUUGAGAAUGACGUCUCGGAGCAGGAGCAGAGGUGGGGUGCGAAGACUGUGGCCGGCUCAGGACAUCAGGAGCACAUCGACAUCCACCAGCUGCGUGAGACUGUGUCCACGGAGCACACCUCCCUGAAGCAGAAGGAGCUGGAGAACAUGCCCAAAGCCUCUCACGGAUAUGGAGGAAAGUUUGGACUCCAGCAGGACCGCAUGGACAAGUCUGCUGUGGGUCACGAGUACCAGAGCAAUUUGUCCAAGCACUGCUCGCAGACGGACACCUCCAAGGGCUUCGGAGGGAAGUAUGGAGUGCAGGCUGAUCGUGUUGACAAGUCAGCUGUUGGCUUUGAGUAUGCUGGAAAGACGGAGAAACACGCUUCACAGAAAGACUACUCCACUGGGUUUGGAGGGCGGUACGGUGUGCAGGCUGAUCGUGUUGACCAGAGUGCCUUGGGCUUCGAUUACCAGGGAAAAACGGAGAAGCACGAGUCGCAGAAAGAUUACGUGAAGGGCUUCGGGGGAAAGUUUGGAAUACAGUCGGACAGACAGGAUAAAUCUGCCCUGGGGUGGGAUCACCAGGAGAAGCUGCAGCUGCAUGAGUCUCAGAAAGAGUGCUGGAACGUUUGAGGAUGUGGAGAGACCGGCCCCAGCUUACCAGAAAACCAAACCUGUGGAGGCUGUUGGCCACAAUACGGGAAACAUCAAGACUCGCUUCGAGAACAUCGCCAAGCAGAAGGAGGAGGAGGACAAGAAGCGGGCUGAGGAGGAGCGAGCACGUCGACAGGCCAAGGAGAAGCAGGAGCAGGAGGAGGCUGCACGCAGCAAAACGGAGAUUGCAAGAGCACACUCCCCAGUCCCUGCUGCAAACCCCAGUCCUAUUCAGAGCCCGACUCCCCCAGUUCAGCCGGCUGAGGAGUACCAGUGUCGGACCAUGGACGAUGUUCCAGCUGCUGAGAGUGAAGAGCAGCUGUAUGAGGCCGACAGGCAGAAUGAAUACGAGCUGCCAGAUUUCUACCAGAACACAGACGAGCCUGCUGCAGCAGAAAAGCAGCAGUACGAGUACAGUGAGGACCUCGGGAUGACGGCCGUGGCUCUGUAUGAUUACCAAGCAGCCGGAGAUGACGAGAUUUCCUUUGACCCCGAUGACAUCAUCACCAACAUCGAAAUGAUUGACGAGGGCUGGUGGCGCGGCGUCUGCAAAGGCGCCUACGGCCUUUUCCCAGCCAAUUAUGUGGAGGUUCGGCAAUAAGAAUGUUGCGCUUUAUGUUGACCGUUGCAGGUCUCGGUCUCCCUCUCCUUUCACGGUCGAGCUUCAGCACUGUGCGAGAUGUCCUCCCGUCUCCUAACUAUAUUUCCCUUCCUGCUUCAUUGUCGGAUCAGAUGGUUUGGCUCCAACUGUAAACACGAGGUCUCAGCUUCACAGUAUCAGAAGUUUCAGCUUGUAAACCUAGUGUCUGUCAUUCUACUGCCUUGUUUUUGUAUUAACUUAGUUUCUUUUUCUUUCUUUUUUUUACUUGUAAGAUGAAAUAAAUUUAGCCUGAGUGGAGCAGAGCGUCUCACUGAGUCAUGUUUGGACUUGGCUGUGUUGCAGCUCCUUCAUGUUGACAGGAACAUUGUAAAAUAAAACUCCUUCAGGACUCCAUUGUGUAGAUUGAUAGACCAAAAAGCAGAUUUUUUUCUUCUUCUGAAGAAUAAAAGCGUUGAUUUUCCUGUGGAUUCCUAUGGACACCCUAGUCUGAGCUUAAUGUUGAGCUUUUCCAUCAGUCUUCUGGUUGAUUAGAGAUGACUGUGGGACUAAAUUUAUCCCAGAUUACACCCAAAGUGUUUAUCUUCUGGUGCAGUUCAUUAAUGCUCUUCUCAGAAUCAUGUAAAGUCAUUUGAAAGCUUGUUUUGGUUUAUUUUCUGCUCAAGGAACAGCUUUUAGUUUUUCUGCUGAAAAUGUUUGUGUUUUUGUCCUAAUGCUGCCAAUCUUCAGAAAACAGCAACAAGGCAACCUGUAGAAACUUUUCUAAUAUGCUGCGUUGGACGAUUGUGUAACUUCAGCAGGUGUGUGUGUGACGGUGUGUUUGAGGACAUUCACGUCAUCUUCGGGUUUUAUAAUAAAGUGACCUUUUUCAAAUGUAUCAUUAUUUUUCUCUGUAUCACUGUUUGCUUGA
This is a messenger RNA of Nematolebias whitei (Rio pearlfish), 2402 nucleotides long. Its product is annotated as src substrate cortactin. NCBI's taxonomy places the organism in Eukaryota, Metazoa, Chordata, Actinopteri, Cyprinodontiformes, Rivulidae. The record is from RefSeq and is a predicted model, not a curated record. Gene Ontology annotation, molecular function: actin filament binding. Gene Ontology annotation, cellular component: lamellipodium; site of polarized growth; plasma membrane. Gene Ontology annotation, biological process: regulation of actin filament polymerization.